CUUGAUAUCUCAUUUGGCGCUCCUAGCAACGGAGUUCGAGGAGCAGAUCGUGAAGAUGACAGCGGCCAGAUCGAGAAGCCGCCAGCAUCAUUCGGAUCGACAAUGCUGACCUACAGCCACGCGCUGAUGGCCUACUUUUACCAACUCCUCAAAGGCGCUUUCAGGCUCUACACUGCACGACUGGCUCAAUCAAAGGAACCGGCACUGAUCAGGCAUUGGCAACUAGAGUUUGGGCUGGCCGAGGUUUUGGACAGAGUUCACUUGAAAUUUAGGAAACGGCAGAAUUGGAUCCCGUCUUGUGGGAACGUCGAUUCAUUUCCUACCUUACUCCUCCACUCCACCACUCCGCUCAUUUUCGCCUCGCCUCCAAACGCCGUCUCCAGUGACUUCGCCCUUCCCGACCAUAUUCUUCCUAGAUUGCCCAAUCCCUUCGGCAUCUCUUUUGUUUCCGGAAGUGGCUACAAUAUGAGCAGCGAUAUAAGUAGUAUAUUUCAGAUGCUUUCCGCAUAUCCCGGCCCUGUUCGCCCCAACGACUUCCUUAUCUCCACUGCUGCAUCAACCUAUCACAUGGACACUGUCGGCUGUGUGGUUCUGGCUCGAUGUGGCUGUUCAAACUUCAACAAAUGA
Molecule: messenger RNA, 627 nt
Organism: Protopolystoma xenopodis
Lineage: Eukaryota; Metazoa; Platyhelminthes; Monogenea; Polystomatidea; Polystomatidae
Source: the annotation of a GenBank genome assembly